Molecule: messenger RNA, 1380 nt
Organism: Clonostachys rhizophaga
Lineage: Eukaryota; Fungi; Ascomycota; Sordariomycetes; Hypocreales; Bionectriaceae
Source: the annotation of a GenBank genome assembly
AUGAAGGCCCCUCUUUCCUCUCUAGCUAUUGCGACCCUGGCGAGCUCUGCCGUCGCACAGCUGUUCAAUGCAGACACAUUGAAGGCUGAAAGUGCACCCAAAGCUGUAUCUAUGGCUACUCUGAAACAGCGGAAGGUUGAGCAGCGCGAGAGGGACGUUGCCAACGGAUUGUUUGACGUUGAUCGUUAUGCGGCUACGUCGGCCACACCUUGUGUCAAUGGAAAAGCUGGCGAGUACUCUUGCAACAACGUUGAUCUGCUUGGAUUUCUGCGUCACCAAGAUGUCGGUAGCAGAACUCGUGAGGGCAAUGACAUUUGGGGCUGGACCGACCCCAGCACUGGCCGUGAAUACGCGUUGCUAGGACAAACAGACGGCACUGCAUUCGUCGAGGUCCUUCAAGAUGGCAGCCUCAGAUAUGUAGGCCGCCUGCCGACGCAAACCGUUGCCUCUACUUGGCGCGAUAUCAAGGUCAUUGGCAACUACGCCUACAUUGGUUCCGAAGCUCCUGACCAUGGACUUCAAAUCUUCGAUCUGACCAAGUUGAGAAGCGCAGACCCAGAGAACCCACCAACCUAUAGCCCCAGCCGGGAUCUGACGGCACGCUUCUCUGGCUUUGGCUCCAGUCAUAACAUCGUUGCCAACGAGGAGACUGAUCUCAUCAUUGCAGUUGGCACUGAGCACAGGCUGAAAUGCCGUGCAGGUCUGUGGAUGAUAGACGUUUCCAACCCAGAACGUCCUCAGGAUGCCGGCUGCGUCGCGGAGGACGGUUACGUACAUGAUGCGCAGUGUGUCAUCUACCGUGGCCCUCAGACUGCCUACCAGGGUAAAGAGAUAUGCUUCAACUUCAACGAGGAUGCGUUGACAAUCGUGAACAUUGACCGUCGCACCAUGCCCCGCCAACUCUCUCGUACUACCUACAAUGGCGCCACCUAUACUCACCAAGGCUGGUUGACUCCGGAUCACAAGUAUGUCCUCCUCGACGAUGAGCUUGACGAGCAGGAAAAGAAUGGCCCCGCCCAAGACCAACAUACCACUACUUAUAUCGUGGAUGUUCAGGACCUCGAGUAUCCUGUGUUCCGCGGUGUCUACAAGAGCCCUCAGCGAUCCAUUGAUCACAACCAAUAUAUCAUCGACGGCCUCUCAUACCAAUCCAACUAUGGUUCUGGCCUCCGCAUUGUCAACGUCACUUCCAUUAAUGAUGACGAUAGCGGAGCCCAGUUCAAGGAGGCCGGUUUCUUUGAUGUCAGGCCAGAGGAUGAUGCGGUUGGCGGUGAGGCUACAUUUCAUGGCGCUUGGUCGGUAUAUCCCUACUUCCAGAGUGGUCACAUUGUCGUAAGCUCGAUCGAGCGUGGCAUCUAUUCUCUCAAGCACAACGUUUAA